CUUAGAUUUAGAUAAGUUAACUGCCCCCGUCAAUUCUUUUCCGUUGCGGGACGGAAACCAAAUGGCUACUACUAUUCCCAAUAUUAACGGCACCGUCGUUGCCGGAAUUGGUACCGGAACCGAGAUCUCCUGCAAUGCAACUCGCCGAUCUGUCUUCGGCCUUAUGCCUGCACCUUCAGCUCUGUCAACCGCUCUUCGUAUUCCGACCGGUUCGCUCUUGAUUAACUUCGGUCCGAGUCGAGCCGGUCGAGUUGACUCAUUCCUUACUGGUUUCACUUUCUCGUCUUCUUCAAUUCGAUCCUUCGCCGCAGAGUCCGCCAGCGAGCAAGUGCAAGCUCAUUCUUCAGCUCAAGGUAUUGAGAACUUGGUAAUAGUAGGAUCAGGUCCUGCUGGGUAUACAGCAGCAAUUUAUGCUGCUCGGGCCAACUUGAAGCCCGUGGUGUUUGAGGGGUUUCAAGUGGGUGGUGUUCCAGGAGGACAAUUAAUGACAACAACUGAAGUAGAAAACUUCCCUGGGUUUCCUGAUGGGAUAACUGGCCCUGACUUAAUGGAUAGGAUGCGACGACAAGCUGAGCGAUGGGGAGGCGAAUUGUUUCAGGAAGAUGUGGAAUUUAUUGAUGUCAAGAACACUCCUUUUACUGUACGAAGUAGUGAACGUAAGAUCAAGUGCCAUAGUCUUAUCAUAGCAACGGGGGCCAGAGCUCAAAGGCUAAGAUUACCUCGUGAAGAUGAAUUUUGGAGUAGAGGUAUUAGUGCAUGCUCAAUUUGUGAUGGAGCAUCACCACUUUUCAAGGGUCAGGUUCUUGCUGUUGUUGGAGGUGGUGAUACAGCUACAGAGGAAGCAAUAUACUUAACAAAGUAUGCAAGCCAUGUCCAUUUACUUGUCAGGAGGGACCAACUAAGGGCAUCAAAGGCAAUGCAAGACAGAGUUUUUAACAAUCCAAACAUCACUGUGCAUUUCAACACUGAGAUUGUUGACGUUGUCAGCAACUCUAAAGGCCAGAUGUCGGGCAUUUUGAUCAGAACAGUUGAUACAGGAGAAGAGUCUGUGCUCGAGGCAAAAGGCCUAUUUUAUGGUAUCGGUCAUUCUCCAAAUAGUAAACUCUUGGAAGGCCAAGUUGAACUUGAUAGUGCAGGCUAUAUAUUAGUCAAGGAGAGCACUGCCAAAACUUCUAUUGAAGGUGUAUUUGCAGCUGGAGAUGUCCAGGAUCAUGAAUGGAGGCAAGCUGUAACUGCAGCUGGCUCUGGAUGUUUAGCUGCUCUAUCAGUGGAGAGAUAUCUUACAAGCAAAAAUCUUGUGGUUGAAUUUCACCAGCCGCAAGCUGAAGAUAAUAAAAAGGAACUUACGGAGAAAGAUGUUCAAGAAGGUUUUGAUAUAACAUAUGCAAAACACAAGGGCCAGUAUGCUUUGCGGAAAUUGUACCAUGAGAGCCCAAGGCUUCUGUGUGUACUAUAUACAUCGCCAUCAUGUGGUCCAUGCAGGACUUUGAAACCAAUUCUUAGCAAGGUAAUUGAUGAAUUUGACCAGCAUGUCCACUUUGUUGAAAUUGACAUUACUGAAGACCCAGAGAUUGCUGAGGCAGCUGAAAUUAUGGGUACUCCAUGUGUACAAUUUUUCAAGAAUAAGGAAAUGCUCAGGACCAUAUCAGGUGUAAAAAUGAAGAGAGAGUAUAGGGAGUUAAUCGGAGCAAAUAAAUGAGGAUUUAGAGUUAUCUUGUUCCUAAGAUAAUCCUUCCCAGCUUUGUUAUGGCGAAUCCUAAAUGUUAAGUCAUCAACACUUCCAAAUGCCACUUCUUCCUGUCACAUCUGUCUUCAGAACUAUAUAGCCAUAAAAAAGCACGUCUUAGUUGGCACGAAUCAUUUCUUUCCUGGGCUGGUCAUUUUUUAAACAGCCUAAUACCUUGUAUUAGCUCAAUUUAUACUUGAAAUUGCACAUCAAAUGUCCUCAAUUUGUCAGAAAGUUCGAAAGUAAUCAAGAAACAAACAGUGCACCCGGAAAUCAUUUUGUUUGAAAGAUUGUUCUUUACAUUUUUCACUAUUAUUUGCCUAUUAGAAGCAACCUCAUUACCCCACAAAGGUAGGGGUAGGUUCUACGUACACCCCACUUGUGGAAAUAUAUUGGGUAUAUUGUAUUUGUAAUGGGUGGUAACUAUUGGUAUUGGACUUCUUUUAUUUUUUGGUUACAUGGUGUUGUGUUUUUCAUUUGUC
Messenger RNA from Solanum stenotomum, 2208 nucleotides. Its product is annotated as thioredoxin reductase NTRC. The record is from RefSeq and is a predicted model, not a curated record. Gene Ontology annotation, biological process: removal of superoxide radicals. The coding region runs from base 62 to 1699 and encodes 545 amino acids. Gene Ontology annotation, cellular component: cytoplasm. Gene Ontology annotation, molecular function: thioredoxin-disulfide reductase (NADPH) activity. Lineage: Eukaryota; Viridiplantae; Streptophyta; Magnoliopsida; Solanales; Solanaceae. The transcript is spliced from 10 exons.